Penicillium malachiteum is the source of this 480-nucleotide messenger RNA. RefSeq lists its product as uncharacterized. The transcript is spliced from 2 exons. The record is from RefSeq and is a predicted model, not a curated record. Bases 1 to 480 code for a protein of 159 amino acids. NCBI's taxonomy places the organism in Eukaryota, Fungi, Ascomycota, Eurotiomycetes, Eurotiales, Aspergillaceae.
AUGAGCUAUAGAAUCAUCUGUAAUAAGUUAUUCAACCCUUUGAAGCAUUCCUCAGAGCCUACACGGUUUGAUGCGCGUGACAAUAAGAAAUUUGCUGUUGGUCAGAUCGACUGGCUUGGAACGCCUAUCCCGUACAGGGGACUAAAAAGACCCUUUCAGUUGAAGAUGAAUCAAGGCCAAGAGAACAAGCCAUGGAAGGUCCAGAUCGUCAUGUCCAGCUUACCUCCUGAUGGACUGCCAGAGAGUAUCAGCCAGCCAGGUUCCAAUAAGGUUUGCGACUUGGAUAUCUGCAUAGAGGAUGUCGAUAAAAAGCUGAAGGAUCGACACUGGUAUAACCGAAACCCGGCGUGGUGGCGAACAUCAUUUGAUGUAAAGGUAGUGAUUGGGCCGGCUGAUCUCUCGUUCCAACUGUGGUCAAAGGAUAAGAGAGUGAGGAGCAACAAACAUGAGCCAAUUACCGUCAAAUGGAUGCCAGCCUAG